UCGUGGUAGAAUCUCCGCGUCUUCUGAGCAAACGAGUGAGUGCAGAAACAAACCCUAGAACCAGAAUCAAACACCAAUUGAACAUUGAUAAUUGGUCCACCACUCUGGCAUUGAGUUAAUUAAUAACCGUAAUCAAUGGGUGCGAGUCGAAAGCUUCAGGGAGAGAUAGAUCGUGUUCUGAAGAAAGUGCAGGAAGGUGUUGAAGUAUUCGAUAGCAUCUGGAACAAGGUAUACGACACGGACAAUGCUAACCAGAAGGAGAAAUUCGAAGCAGACCUCAAGAAGGAGAUUAAGAAGCUCCAAAGAUAUAGAGAUCAAAUUAAGACUUGGAUUCAGUCCAGUGAGAUCAAGGACAAGAAGGUUAGUGCCUCAUAUGAGCAGGCUCUGGUGGAUGCACGCAAGCUAAUUGAGCGAGAAAUGGAAAGAUUUAAGAUAUGUGAAAAGGAAACAAAGACCAAAGCAUUCUCCAAAGAAGGCUUAGGUCAACAGCCAAAGACUGAUCCAAAAGAGAAGGCUAAAUCCGAGACAAGGGAUUGGUUAAAUAAUGUGGUUGGAGAGUUAGAAUCCCAGAUAGAUAACUUUGAAGCAGAGCUUGAAGGGCUUUCUGUUAAGAAAGGAAAAAGCAGGCCGCCCAGAUUGACGCAUCUGGAGACAUCAAUUACUCGGCACAAGGCACAUAUAAAAAAAUGUGAAUUCAUUUUGAGGCUACUAGAUAAUGAUGAAUUGAGUCCUGAGCAGGUUAAUGAUGUUAAAGAUUUCUUGGAUGACUAUGUCGAGCGUAAUCAGGAGGAUUUUGAUGAAUUCAGUGAUGUUGAUGAACUAUACAGUUCAUUACCUUUAGACAAGGUGGAUACUCUAGAAGAUCUUGUCACAAUUCCCGCUGCUCUUUCUAAGGUGGCACCUGGUCUUAGCUUGAAGAGUUCUCCGGCACCAUCAGCAUCCGCAUCAGCAUCUGCAUCACAAUCAUCUGAAACUAUGAUUUCUAAUUAUCAGGAUACUUAUGUUCAAGAGCAAGCUGACGACACAGCAUCCCUGGAUAGUAAUUCUGACAUUGCUGCAAAGACUCCACCUUCUAAAAGUGUUGGAAUUAGUUCUGCUCCUUCAACACCUGCUGGCAACCAUGCUACUCCUGUUUCCGUGAAUGUUUCUGGUCCUAAUGUGCCCAGCGUACCUGCUGUUGCAGUUCUACCUGGGUCAAAUUCUCUGCGGAAUGUCGAAAAUACUAAUGUUACCAAUUCAUCUUCUGUAAAUCCGUCUACCUCUACAAAGGAUGAAGAGAUUAAUAGCUUCCCUAGCCGGAGACCAUCUCCAUCACUUUCUGAUGCAACACUUGUGAGGGGCAGAAACGGCCUGUCAAAUCAAGCAACAGCUAGCAUUCCUCUUGGUUCUGGAAACAUGGUUUCCACCAAUGGGGGCCUUGGUUCAGUCCCUUUAGUCUCCGAAAUAACCAAAAGGAACAUGUUGGGAGCUGAUGAUAGACUUGGAAGUAGUGGGAUGGUGCAGCCUCUUGUAUCCCCGCUAAGUAAUAGAUUGAUCUUGCCUCAAGCUGUGAAGGCUAAUGAUGGAACUGUUUCAGUUGACUCUAGUACUGUUAAUGAAGCUGCAGCUGUAUCUGGGAGAGUUUUCUCCCCUUCUGUGGUUCCUGGCAUGCAAUGGAGACCUGGAAGUCCCUUUCAGAAUCAGAAUGAUGCAGGCCAGCUUCGUGGAAGAACUGAAAUAGCUCCUGAUCAAAGGGAAAAAUUUCUGCAGAAGUAUCAGCAAGUGCAACAAGGGCACAGCACCCUUCUUAAUAUGCCUUCUCUUGUUGGGGGAAAUCAUAAGCAGUUUUCUUCCCAGCAGCAAAAUCCCCUUUUACAGCAGUUUAACUCUCAAGGCUCAUCUGUUUCUUCUCAAUCUGGUAUUGGACUUGGUGUCCAGUCCACAAAUCUCAGUGGUAUUUCUUCUGCCUCGCUACAGCAGCCCAAUUCUGUCCAUUCCUCAUCUAGUCAGCAGCCAUUGAUGCCAGGUGUUCCUAAGGAUGCAGAUGUUGGCAAUUCUAAGAUUGAAGAGCAGCAGCAACAUCAGAAUUUUCCUGAUGAGUCAACAACCGAAUCUACUGCUAGCACUGGGACUGUAAAGAAUCUCAUAAAUGAAGAUGAUUCAAAAUCAACAUAUGCUGUAGAUUUUCCCGCAGGAGUAUCUGCCUCUCUUCCAGAAUCUGCUCAAACUUCCAGGGAUAUUGAUUUGUCUCCUGGUCAACCCUUGCAAUCCAAUCAAGCUACUGGUAACCUUGGUGUCAUUGGAAGAAGAAAUGGUCCUGAACUUGGGGCGAUUGGUGAUAAUUUUAGUGGAUCAAGUGUUUCUUCUGGUGGAGUGCGUGAUCAAUUUUUUAAUUUGCAAAUGCUUGAGGCAGCCCACUUCAAAAUUCCACAAUCUAAAGACUCUGAACGUCCCAGGACUUAUACCCCUAGGCAUCCAGCAAUUACACCUCCUAGCUAUCCCCAAGUACAGGCACCAAUUGUUAAUAAUCCUGCCUUUUGGGAGAGAUUAGGUCUUGAACCAUUUGGCACCGAUACUAUGUUCUUUGCAUUUUAUUAUCAACAGAAUACAUACCAACAGUAUUUGGCUGCAAAGGAGCUAAAAAAGCAGUCUUGGAGAUACCACCGAAAGUAUAACACAUGGUUUCAGCGGCACGAAGAGCCCAAAGUUGCUACAGAUGAAUAUGAGCAGGGAACAUAUGUGUACUUUGAUUUUCAUAUUGCAAACGAUGACAUGCAACAUGGAUGGUGUCAAAGAAUCAAGACUGAAUUCACUUUUGAGUAUAAUUAUCUUGAAGAUGAAGUUCUUUCAUAGAAGGUGCCAUAUGGUAUUGCGAAAUGUGUUUGGGAAUUGUUGACAGGAAAGUUAUUUAUUCAAUGCACAUUGUGACUAGCAGGUUAUUAGGCUGCCGUUCUUAGCCAGGGCAGUGUGUCUUAGUAUUUUAUUUUUGGUGGUAGUUGUCCUAGGUUGAUAAUUGCAUGUAGGAUUCUGUUUGCAAGGAAUAAAACAUGUUUUUCCUUUUAAUCUUGUUUCUAUUUGAGCUCUGAUUGCCCCAUUCAGCUCGUUUAAUGACAAUGAAAGGUAAGAAAGUAAGAUGAAAGGAAUGAUAUCUGCGUUGUGUAUAAACAAGAUUUCUCUUUAUUUAUUGUUGGGUCCCCAUAUUCCUAGAUGAUACUUUUCAUCUGCAGCCUUGCUAGUCGCAUGGAGUCUUGGUUGGGUUUGAAGGCUUCAUUCCUUAUGGAUUAGCAUUAUAUGUAGUUUACAUGGGUUUCUUUACUUCGGUUUAAUUUUGGGUUUACUAAUUUACAUUCCGGAAGAAAGGAUCUGCAGGAGCACACGGAAUGUUCCGAACAUAACCGAAUAGUAUCAAUCUCAAGGACCAUUUCGAGAGUUACAUAAAUUCUAGGGAAUCCAUCUCGUAUUGUGAUUUUCUGUUUUUGUUUCCAUGUUCUGAGACAGUCUUUGGCCACAGAAGACGCGCCUUUUUUCUUAAUGUGCCCCUAAUCAGUGAAAAUACAGUAUUAAAUGAAAAAGGUGGAUGCGUUAAUACCUUAUUAAAUUGAGACAUCUAAUAACACUUACUUGCAAUUGAUAUUUUCAGGUUGAUUUAUGAAACAUGGUCAGAAUUGUCAGAUAUAUUUCAUUCACGUCUUUCUUCAAUUAUAUCAACUUUGAUCUUAUUUUAUUUUUUCUGGAUGUAUAGUACUGUCAAUUUACUAUGAAGUAACAAGAUCAUAUUUUGUAAAUUCUUCCGACCAAGUUGGAAGGUGGUGAUUUAUUGAACCAAUAUCUUGGUGGUU
Abrus precatorius (Indian licorice) is the source of this 3818-nucleotide messenger RNA. Its product is annotated as general negative regulator of transcription subunit 3. Gene Ontology annotation, cellular component: P-body; nucleus; CCR4-NOT core complex. The transcript has 17 exons. Gene Ontology annotation, biological process: regulation of DNA-templated transcription; nuclear-transcribed mRNA poly(A) tail shortening. Lineage: Eukaryota; Viridiplantae; Streptophyta; Magnoliopsida; Fabales; Fabaceae. The record is from RefSeq and is a predicted model, not a curated record. The coding region runs from base 136 to 2832 and encodes 898 amino acids.